Molecule: messenger RNA, 3233 nt
Organism: Girardinichthys multiradiatus
Lineage: Eukaryota; Metazoa; Chordata; Actinopteri; Cyprinodontiformes; Goodeidae
Gene: macc1
Product: MET transcriptional regulator MACC1
Exons: 5
Coding region: 97-2679 (860 amino acids)
Cellular component (GO): cytoplasm
Source: RefSeq, a predicted model, not a curated record
CUGAAGGCAAUUGUGUCUGAGACUUGAGCAACUUUAUUUUAGUUGGAAAGCAAAUACUCACCGUCAUCUGUCACAACAUUUUAAAACCAAAUAGACAUGCCAAUAGCUGAUGACAACAUGGCAGUUGGAAGGAACAUGUCGUUUCGCAGUGUUGGAAGUCUGAUGCGGAGUAAAUCUGAGGGCAAUUUAAUUGAUCUGAGUGACAAUACAUCAUCCAGUGAUAACUUGAAUGGUGGCUUUGUACCAGAGAGAAAGCAGACGCCUGAUUGGCAGUUUUUACAUUCAGAAAUCUCUGAAUCCUCUCAAGUCAAAAACCCUUUUUGGAAAAAUCUAUCUAGAUCCAACCCAUUCCUUGAUGAUAUUGUUCACAAUAGCACGGAUAAACCUUCUUCCAAUGGGUCACAAGUACAACAAGGAGGAACGGCACAUUCAGAUGAAGGUCAUGAUGAUGGUACCAGCACAUCUUCGGAUGAAGGCAGCGUCGGGAAUCUUUAUGGGAACAGACACAAAAUCAGCAACCAGUCUGGGAGAUGGAGGAGUGCUUCAGACAUUCUGGGUGAUCUAGAGAAAAAGGGGCCAAAACAUAAGAACAACUCCAGACCACCUGGACCUGUGCUAAACCCAGACUUUGAGUGGCUGAAAAAUGACAGAGAAGCCUAUAAGAUGGCAUGGCUGAGCCACCGGCAACUGACCCGCUCCUGUCUGGACCUAAAUGUGAUGAGCCAGAGCCCUGGGUGGGCCCAGACCCAGGCCACCAAUUUUCAAGUUAUUAGCAAGAUCAGCCACAGUGGAGGCUCUGUACAGCUACUUGAAUCCAAAAUUACCAUCCAUGUCCCACAAGGACACGUUCUCCCUGGAGAGGUUCAGGAAGUGACUCUGAAAGCUAUGCUGAACCCUCCUCCUGGACUCAACAAUAACUACAUGACGACAAUGAGCCCACUUAUCGAGGUGCUGCUGACUAACAUCAACACAAAGGAGUGCUUGUCCAUGGAGAUGAAACUCUCAGGAGAAGUAAAGGACAACCCUGAAAGUCAGGUGAUGACUUCUGUGUUUGGAAUGGUGUCCAACAAACGAGAGGGGCCAUACUUCAAAAUAAAUGACUGCGACGUUAAUAAGAGCUUAAUAUGGAUGAAACUCCAGGACCUGAAGACACAUUUUUUUGUGAUUGCAGUGGCGGAGGCCUCUGCUCUGCAGCCAACCACCACAUCAGUUUGGGAUUACCUUGAUCGGCAAAUCACCAUUGCAGUCUACGGCCCAAGGUUCAUCCAUCCGUCGUUCAAGGUGGUAAUAGUUGUCUGCUGUCACGAAGAUGUUCCACCUAAGCUUCCAUUCUCGGAUGUCUGCAAAAGCAACAAAAUCCUGCCUCCACUUGUGCUGCAGCUUUGGGGAAAACACUCCUUCAAACCAGAGGAGUUGAAGGACUUCAUUGUAGGGGUGGAUGUCAUGGGCUCAAAAUUUGGAAUCAAUCACGAGGACAAAGUGAAACAAGUGAGGCACAGUCAGCUCAAGAUUAGGACAAUUUUGCAUCUGCCAGUGGCAAUAUCUUGCCCCAGAACAGCAGAGAUGACUCCUUUUCAGUUAGACAUUCAAGUAAAGGAAUCAAACUUGUCCUCUACUGCAGCUGAUUUUCAGGUAUCUUCCCCUCCUGCACCGCCAAUCAGGUCAGAGAAGAGGCAACCAAAGAAUGUGGAAAGGAAGAUUGAAAUUGCAAAAACAUUUCCUAUUCCAGAGGAAGGCGAUCCAGAUUUACCCAAAUUCAAAGACAUGCCACUGAACCUGCAGUGGUAUGGGGUUGCCCUGAAGUCAGUUUUCCGUCAGCCACACGUAGAAUACCUCCUGGAGUAUCUUAAGGGUGAAACUGUGGCUCUACUUUCUAGAGAGACUGUCAGGUCAGUUGGUAAUUUGAAGGUGAAAGAGUGGUACAUCGGAUUCCUCAGAGGCAGAAUUGGCUUGGUCCACUGCAGAAACAUCAAACUCAUAGCAGUGGACCAGGUUAUGGACUUCACUGCGGUUCAAGUCACCACAGCAGUACUUUUGAAUAACGUGACGCGGCCCUUCAAGAAGCUUACGUACAUGUAUUCUGCCAUCCAGACAUUAGUCACACAGCAUAUCACAAGUUGGAGAGAUUUUGCAGAUGCUUUACAGUACAAAAACCAGCUUCUGGACACAAUUAAGCGAAGAUAUGCAGAAACUGACACUGAAAAGGUGGCUUGUGUUCUGGAAAAUCUAAAGGAGGACUGCCACGCUGAGAGGUCUAGGAAGAAGUUCUUGCAUGAACUAAUGGUGGGACUGCUGAAGAUGAACAAUGUGAAUCUUGUGGCUCAGCUCAUUCAGAACACAGUCAUUCUAUCUACAGCUGUGGAGCUGGGGAUUCGAUGGCGGGAGUUUGCAGAGAAGAUGGGAAAACUGACCAGCGCUCAGAUAGCUGCUUAUGAAACACCACAUCGAGGGAAAGAUGGUGAAGUCAAUCUGCAGUCCAUGUGGAAGCCUGCCUAUGACUUCUUGUACUCUUGGAGUCUGCGUUAUGGAGACAACUACAAGGACAUGAUCCAGGAGCUGCACCUGAUCCUGGAUAAAAUGAAAAACCCCAUCACCAGACAUUGGAGGCUCCUGACUGGCGCGCUUAUCACAGUGAACUGUUUAGACAUCUUCCAAGAAACAGCUUUCCCAGAACUCUAAAUGCUUUAGACUGUUUUGCUAAAAACAAGUUUUCUGCACAUGUAAAAGCACUGAACAUGUUAUUUAUUGACAUCUUUGCUAAAGACACAAGUCAGAUGAAAUUGUCUGAAACACCAGUGCUACAAGCCCAGACAGGUGGUGAUUAUAAAGUGUUGAAAUUGUCUGUUGAAAUGUCAAAUAUCUUUUAGAUUUGCUUGGAUCAAAUCGGUGAUGUAAUCUUUUGACUUAAAAAAAACAAAAAAACAGGGUCUUUAACAUUUACUUUUUAUGCAUUUAAAUGAACAGUAAAACAUACUGAUACAAGUUAAAAAUAUUAAUAAAUGUCAUGAAAGCUGCAGUACAAAGAGUCUUAAUAUCUUUGUUGGUUUUUGUUCAGGUUUGCGGUGAAAAUAAAAGUGUUUAGCCAAAGUUAAAGUUAUAUAAGAUUAGUGAACAAAAGAAGGUGCCUCUUAUGUGUCAUAAACUGUUGUUUUGUAUAUUUCUGUACAAUUGUUAUACUGUAAAGCUUUAGAGAAUCAGAAAUAUAAUUUAAUUAAAAAAAGUACAUCAAGCUA